AUGACGAUAAACUACAACCUGGCAGUGUCCACCUCGAAGCCGUGGACACUGUUCAAGUUGCUACUGAAAUGGCGUGGAAGUAUCUGGAAGGCUGUGAUUCUGGAAUUGGCCGUUUGGUUGGUACUGUACGGGAUACUAAGCGUCAUCUAUCGAACCGCACUGAAUCCCAUGCAACAGAGAACAUUUGAGCGGAUAGUUCAGUACUGUGACAGCCGGUUAUCAUAUAUUCCGUUAAAUUUCAUGUUGGGCUUUUUUGUGACGGCUGUGGUCAACAGAUGGACAUAUUUGUAUCAGAUUAUUGGUUUCAUUGAUAACAUCGGUCUAAUGGCUGCUGAAUACGUCCGCGGUCGUACUGAACAAGCCCGAAUGUAUCGUCGUAACAUUGUCCGUUACUGCGAGCUGGCCCAAGUGCUCGUCUUCCGAGACAUCAGUAUGCGUACCCGCCGACGAUUCCCAACACUAGAUACGGUAGUUGCCGCAGGAUUUAUGAUGCCUCAUGAAAAGGAGAGAUAUGAUGAGAUACAGUACAAAUACUCGAAAUAUUGGGUACCAUUUCAAUGGGCAUUCAGUUUGACCUACGAGGCGAGGAAAAAAGGACUGAUUGAGAGUGAUUAUUAUCAAGUCGUUGUGCAGGAUGAGAUUAAGAAAUUCCGUACGGGUCUCGCAUGGAUUUGUAACUAUGAUUGGGUGCCAAUCCCAAUUAUGUACCCUCAACUUGUCUGUUUAGCAGUACACACGUACUUUCUCGUGUGUCUAUUGGCACGACAGUAUAUUGUAUCCGAGCAUGCGGAUAAUAAAACCGAGGUUAGUUUGGUAAAAUUGACAUUUUUAGAUCUGAAGAGAGACGACUUCUGGGAUGAGGAAGUCGAGCCAUUGUAUUCUGAAGAGACAGCGAAGAUUCCAAAUAACCCUCUGAAGGGAUCAGUGUCUGAAGUGAAACUUCCGGAAUACGUUCAUGAGAUUAAAAUGGUGCCACAUUGUGAUGAUACGUCGCCGCUGGUGCCUGGAGACGAGAUGAGGAGGAGACGGGUUUCAGUUGUACCUGUCAAACCAUCCGACCAACAACACCAUCACCACGGCCAUCGAACUAGGACAUCAUUGGGCAAUAUUGAAAUGUUCCGAAGUUUCAAGAACAAAAUCGAGAGAUCAUUCUCGAAGCCCCAUCUACACGACGACUUGGGUCGAAAAACGUUCUCCCAUGGAAUGUUAGAAAACAUGGAAUUUGACCAAUCACAGGGCAAAAGCGACGGUGGCUCACCGGCCAACAACAACUCCUUCACGAAUUCAGCAUUCGUGAAUUCUGGAGAAGACAUCUCUGCGAAACGCAUCGACACGUCGUCCAGCCAACCGCAGUUGUCAUCCGGAAAACGUGGAAGUGAGCAUCAAUUCCAACAUCACGUUCUAGAUGACGUCAUCGAAGACGAUGAAUCUGAUGAGAAUCAGUUGACGUUGAGAAAGAAGACGUCAGUUUUUGAGCCGGCUAUUACUCUAGUGGAGCGGUUUAAUGAGACAACUGGACAGUUGGAAGUGAAGAAAAUAGAGGAAGAAAAGGAAGAAGAGAAGAAGAAGGAAGAAGAGAACCCUUUAGAGACAAUAAGUCUUCUUUUUACCAAAACCUGUUCCAGCCGCCCAUCCCGAACCACCCGUCCAUUCUUCAUCGGCGUCGUUCGCUCGGAGUCCGAAGACCAGGGCCAUCCACACCUCAGCCCGCCGACGACUAAAUUUGAAUAA
Caenorhabditis briggsae is the source of this 1731-nucleotide messenger RNA. The transcript is spliced from 8 exons. Gene Ontology annotation, molecular function: chloride channel activity. The record is from RefSeq and is a predicted model, not a curated record. Lineage: Eukaryota; Metazoa; Nematoda; Chromadorea; Rhabditida; Rhabditidae. Bases 1 to 1731 code for a protein of 576 amino acids.